AUUUUUUUUUUUUACUAGGUGAAAAGCAUGGCAACACAAAAUUUGACAAAGGUGAUUUGACAAGUUUGUAUUAGUGAAGCAGUUGUGGAGGUUAUAGUUGCGGUAUUUUGCAAUUUAUAUUGUUUAUUGAAGUCAUCAUGUCGAACAUCAACCUGCAAUGCCUUUUAGGAAUACAGUGCAAUGAUUUUGUUAUGAUAGCAGCUGAUCAGAGCAACAGUCAUAGUAUUAUGGUCAUGAAAGACGAUGAGGAGAAAAUCUAUAAGAUUUCUGACAAACUGGUGAUGGGUGUCAUCGGAGAUUCCGGUGACACUUCCCAAUUUGCCGAGUACAUAGCAAAGAACAUUCAGUUGUACAAGAUGCGUAACGGCUACGAGCUGGGGCCCACGGCCGCCGCCAAUUUCACUCGUCGUAAUCUCGCCGAGUAUCUUAGAAGCAGUACACCAUAUUUUGUCAAUUUGCUGAUGGCUGGUUAUGACAAAGAAAAUGGACCAGAAUUAUACUUUAUGGAUUAUUUGGCCUCCAGUGUUAAAGUGCCUUUUGCAGCACAUGGGUUUGGUGGAUACCUCAGCUUGAGCAUCAUGGACCGCUUUUACCACAGAGAUGCAACAGAAGAGGAGGCAUAUGAAAUGCUCAAAAAAUGUGUAACAGAGGUCCACAAGAGACUGUUCAUUAAUUUGCCGAAUUUCCAAGUGGUUGUGGUGAACAAGGACGGCAUUAAGAAACUGCCCGUAAUCAAUUCUGCAAGUUUAAAGUAAUCCUAUUUGUAAUAUAAUUUUAAUAAAACACCUUUAUAAUA
Manduca sexta (tobacco hornworm) is the source of this 796-nucleotide messenger RNA. It is a transcript of the gene Prosbeta4, whose product is annotated as proteasome subunit beta type-2. Gene Ontology annotation, cellular component: proteasome core complex, beta-subunit complex; cytosol; proteasome core complex. Gene Ontology annotation, molecular function: peptidase activity. The transcript is spliced from 4 exons. Bases 138 to 755 code for a protein of 205 amino acids. Gene Ontology annotation, biological process: proteasomal protein catabolic process. The record is from RefSeq and is a predicted model, not a curated record. Lineage: Eukaryota; Metazoa; Arthropoda; Insecta; Lepidoptera; Sphingidae.